CAAGAAGAAAUAUGACUUGACUAGCCGCGCUUAAAAAAUAACAACAAAAAUUCGAAGGACGACCAAUCGGGGAAAUUUUCACAUACAUGGCUUGAUUUAAAGUGUUAUUUUACGAAAACAAAAACGACUAAGUAUUAUUUUAUUUCUCAAGAAAUUCUACGAACGAAAAAUAAAAUGUGUGAUAUUGACUGUGCUAAUUUAAUAGAUUUAAGUUUAGAAGAAAAUGCGUCCAUAGAAAAGACUGAUAAAAAUGCAACAACUCCGUCCGAAAAUACUAAUACCGAUAAUCUGUCGACUCUUCUACAUUUUGUGUCACCACCACGUACGGAUAAACGUGUUAGUCUUGAUAAUAAUCCAUUUGAUGUGGUGGAAAAAUUGGCCGAUUGCAAGGAUGAUCCGUUUGAUAUUGUCGAACGAGAAGCAUGUCUUAAGGCUCAGCUUUCUAAAAGAACCCCAUCCGUUGAAGUUAAGCUGGGCAAUCUUCUGUCCUUGAGUGAUGAUAAUCUUUUGGAAUGUGGCAAUGUGGCUCCACCAGAAGAGGUCUCGGGUAGAAAUAAGGUGAAGGAUUUUGAUUUAGACUCAGAAAGUCCGCCCAUUACAAUGAUGGAUAAAUUUAACUCUGGUACUGAUACUGACUCAACGCCCGGCGAUAGCGCAGAAAUGUCUUCGGCAGCUAAAAUGAAGAAGGCAAUGGAAUAUCGGAAACGUCUACUGAAAUUAAGUGUUACAAAUGCGGCCUUUAAUUCUCCGACUGCGAGAAGAAGUUCUGUAGAUGAUGUUGAUGCAAUGGGUACACCCGUGUCUUCUACACUUAACAAAACUCCUUUUUUGUGUGAAUAUUCAUUGGCUGCCGAGUCGCCUUUAAAAUUUGUCGAUGAUGAUAUAAUGUCGGAAGAACCGCCAGCAUUAAUUGAUGCAGACAAGAACUUUGAGGCUGAUCUUGAAAUGUUGAAGAUACCAAUGUUGAGUGAACUUGAAUCUGCCGUCACACAUCAUAUAUCUCCUCCAAGGGACAAUAAAAUCACGGAGACGUGUCUAAAGAGUAUUUCUGCUACAAAUUUAUCGCCACCUCUUGAUUUAGAAACCCUUAAAUCCAAGCUCAAAUCUAAGCGCGAAGAGACCAACAACAAUCAUCAAGAUAUAAAUUCUCUUAUAUGUGAUUUAAAAUCAUUAUUAAACAGCGGAGAUUUGGCGGCAAACGGCAAACAAUUGCAAGCAUCCUCCUUAUUAGAAUCCUUGAGUUGUGCAUUGACAACUUCUCAGACAUCAGAAAGCCCUUCUAUGCAGCAAAAUAAUCUUGCUGUGCCAGAACCACAGCCUAUGAAACGUCAAGGCACAUUUGAUUUGGAUUUAAAAGAAAAUACCACCGCAGAUGAGUUGGCAAAUCAGCCAUUAGUGUCAGAAAUGCCCAAUUGCAUGGUCAGUUCAUCGGCUACAUAUGAUGGUGAAACUGCUGAAGACAAGCAGGAGUUGAAUCUACCAGAAAUUGAUCCACCCUCACCGCAAUAUUCUGACGGCGGUGAGACAACAUUGCAACAUGACGUUAAUGAUAUCGUAGAACAACUGAGUAAGCUACUUAUCCAUAACAAUUCCGGUGAUGGUCAGCAAGGUAACCAACAAAAUCCCACUUUUAUUGUUGUUAUGCCUUCAAACAGUCAUCAUAAUAACUCGAUUUCGGCUGGAACAAAACAAAAGCCUGCAAUGGUAACCAGUUUCAUUGAACAUUCAUCUCCUGAUGAUUCUCCCGAACUUAAUAUUGUUAAUGUUCAGCCGAAUCCACACCGUAGGCGAUCACAGUCUUUAUCGUUGCAUGAUAAAGUAAAAAUUGUUCAAAUACCAUUCCAUCCACCAACACCGAAAGGUUUGCAGAAACGACACAGCAUAAUGGAUGACUCUCCGCCGGUGACAACAACACCACCGCCAAAAGAUUUUGAAUCAGAAGAAUUUAAGACACCGGAAUUUAAAACACCAGCACGUAUGAUUCGUCGUAACUCCUAUUCGAGUGGUACUCCAUAUACAGCCACAGUUGGAAUGAGAAGAACUGGUAUUGGGUCCUCGAUGACACAAACAUUGGACACUCACGUUGAAGGGCAACAGCAGCAGCAACAAAAGGCAAUUGUCAGACCAAUGCCAACAAAUAAUCUACAAUCAUUUAAACCAGAUCUAAAGAAAAAACACAAAGCGAACGCCACUGAAUCAAUAAUGAAAUCAUCUGGACCACUUAAGGCUACUAUACCGGUAAAGAAGGUGGCUCCAAUGUUAAAAACAUCCCCUCCAACACCCGACAAUGGGGCCAUGAAAGAUGAUGUUCAUAAUAAUUCUAAGGUGAAAUUGAAAAUGCCCACAACUCCCAUGGCUUCUGGACGUACAUCGGCAUUGGGUGUACCGGCUGGUUAUCCCAAUGCAUGUUCAACACCAUCUCUAUUUACAUCCCCCAUGAAGCGAACCACAGCCGGUACAACACUACAAAAACCAAGAUAUUCUUAUUUAUCUGCCACUCCUAAUGCAAAGCCUGUUGCAUCCGCUGCAUCUACUGCAGCAAUUAAAAGGCGUACCAUAUCUGAAUUCAAAGCAAAAUCUCCAUUAAAGUCAAGGAUAAAUACAACAGCUGGAACGGCUGCCUCUUCUAGCGCAAGCAGCAGAAAUGCUUCAUCAACAUCACGUUUGUCAACCUCUUCAUCACGACUCUCUACAUCGUCUAGUACCAAGUUAAAUUCAAAGACAACUGUAAAACCAGCAAGCAAUACUGCAGCUGUAAAACCUACUGGUCGAAUUAGUUCCCGAGUAUCGUCUGUGGGCACCACCUCACUAUCCCGUAACAAGGAAAAUAAACAUCCAUAGUUCCAAACGAGUGUUUUUCAUUAUAUUUUAUGUACUUAAUUUCUGUUGAUUUUGUGGUGUUUGCAGUACUUUUUGUUUAUUACAUUAUUUUUUAAAUAUUUUUACUACAAAUUACAUUUUUCAUAUAUACCAGUAUAACAAUAAAAUUGAUCUAAAACAUGAUAA
This is a messenger RNA of Musca domestica (house fly), 3006 nucleotides long. RefSeq names its product serine-rich adhesin for platelets. NCBI's taxonomy places the organism in Eukaryota, Metazoa, Arthropoda, Insecta, Diptera, Muscidae. The record is from RefSeq and is a predicted model, not a curated record. The coding region runs from base 175 to 2841 and encodes 888 amino acids. The transcript has 3 exons.